Molecule: messenger RNA, 1278 nt
Organism: Oldenlandia corymbosa var. corymbosa
Lineage: Eukaryota; Viridiplantae; Streptophyta; Magnoliopsida; Gentianales; Rubiaceae
Source: the annotation of a GenBank genome assembly
AUGGCGGAUAAUAGUUUCCAAGUUCUCAUGCAGACAAUCCCAUACAUCACCGCCGUUCGUGAUCGGAAUGCCGCCGCAUUGGUCUGUAAGGGGGCCUAUCGGACGGAAUCCGACACCAGGGAUCAUGCUUUUGUCCCUUUUUGUUACUCUACGAAUUCCCGACGAUUAUCUGCAAGAUUCCCGAAUCUCCGGUCGCUGACCUUGAACGGCAAACCAAAUACGGCGGCGGCGGAAGAUUCCGGCGGAUUGGGGGGGCUACGUGACGCCGUGGGUGGAGGAAUUCGGACGUGGAUGAUUGUUCGGGAUUCCGACCUUUACAUCCUUGCCGCGGUGAAAGGCAAAAUCCUCCGCGUUCUAAAACUUGACACAUGUUCGGGAUUCAGUACCAACGGCCUCUUACAGAUUGCAAGAACCUGCCGGAAAUUAACAACUCUGUAUUUGGGAAAGUCCAAGAUUUCCGAUUUGGGUUCCGAAUGGCUUCAUGAAAUAGCUAUGCAUCACACGCUUCUUGAAAGGUUGGAUUUUUAUCUUUCCUCUAUUAUACAUUUUAAUGUCGACGAUCUUGAGCGAAUCGCUCGAAAUUGUCCUCUGACAUCUCUAAAGAUUACUGAUUGCCGCCUCGAUAGUCUUGAGGGAGUUUUUAACAAUGCACUUUCUUUAGAAGAGCUUCGCUCAUUAGACCUGCUUUAUGCUUAUGUUGUCAGAGACGUUCUCUGCCAACUGCUGAAAAGUUGCCCUAACCUAGAAGUUCUUCAAACUGUGAAUGAAAUUGGGGAUGAAGGGUUGGCCGUAGUUGGUGAAUAUUGCAGAUGGUUGAAAAGGAUUAGAAUUGAAAGAGGAUAUUCACCCAACUUGAUUACUCAAAAAGGGCUGAUCUUGUUGGCAGAGGGGUGCCACAAGCUUGAAUCUGUUACCUUGUAUGUUGAUGAUAUAAACAAUGAAGCGCUGGAGCUUAUUGGCUGCCAUUUGCAGAAUCUGGUUGAGUUUAAUUUGGUGUUGUUGGAUGGAGAUAUUGCAUCAACUGAUCUGCCUCUCGAUCAUGGGGUCAAAGCUUUUCUCAUCAGUUGCCAGAAGACACUUACAGUGCUUUCACUAUAUCUCAGGCCUGGCAGCAUAACAGAUUUUGGCCUAGCUAACAUUGGGGCAUAUAGCCUCAACAUCAGAAAGAUGGCCCUUUGUGAUGGGAUAGGGAACUCAGAUCAAGGCCUUAAAGAUUUGUGUAAGGGUUGCCCAAGCCUACAGGAGUUGGUAUUAAGGAACUGCAUUUUCUCUGACUGA